Molecule: messenger RNA, 1472 nt
Organism: Ziziphus jujuba (common jujube)
Lineage: Eukaryota; Viridiplantae; Streptophyta; Magnoliopsida; Rosales; Rhamnaceae
Product: peroxidase 3
Exons: 4
Coding region: 249-1229 (326 amino acids)
Biological process (GO): hydrogen peroxide catabolic process; response to oxidative stress
Cellular component (GO): plant-type cell wall; plasmodesma
Molecular function (GO): heme binding; peroxidase activity
Source: RefSeq, a predicted model, not a curated record
CAUAUAAUAUAUGAUGAAAGUAUUACCUCAUGGCACAUGUUAGCUAGCUAUAGGUGGACAAACUUAAUUCCAUUCCUUUUUGCUCUUACCUCGCAGCCUUGUUGUUGAAGAUGAUGUGGUCUAUAUAUGGAACCCUUUUACUCAAAAACUUCACAACUCACAAGGCAGAAUAAAGUGGCUUGUUCUAAAGGAGUAACAACACAAUCUACAAUACAUAGAUUGCAAGUGGAAUAAUAUUAAGAGCGAGAAUGAGAGGGAUAUUUUGUUUUGGGUUUGUGAUUUUAUGCCUUUUAGCAAUUUCUGGAUCAGCUAGAGCUCAACUUCAACUAGGUUUCUACUACAAGAGCUGCCCAAAAGCUGAGAAAAUUGUACAGGACUUUGUUAAUGAACACAUCCAUAAUGCUCCAUCAUUGGCUGCAGCUCUCAUAAGAAUGCACUUCCAUGAUUGCUUUGUCAGGGGAUGUGAUGGAUCUGUGCUUCUGAACUCAACAUCUGGUGAACAACCUGAAAAAUUCGGUCCCCCAAAUCUUACACUUAGAGGUUUUGACUUCAUUGAGCGAAUAAAAAGUCUGCUUGAAGCUGAAUGCGCUGGAAUAGUUUCUUGUGCAGAUACCAUUGCUUUGGCUGCUAGAGACGCCAUUGUAGCCACUGGGGGUCCAUUCUGGAGAGUUCCAACAGGUCGUAGAGAUGGAGUGAUUUCGAGGAUAUCAGAAACCAGCGCCAUACCAGCUCCAACUUCCAAUUUUUCCACUCUCCAAACACUUUUUGCUAAUCAGGGUCUUGAUCUAAAAGACUUGGUGUUGCUCUCUGGUGCACACACAAUUGGUGUCUCCCAUUGCUCGUCAUUUUCAAACCGGCUGUACAACUUUACCGGAGUUGGUGAUCAAGACCCAUCAUUGGACAGUGAAUAUGCCGCAAAUCUCAAGGCAAAGAAAUGCAAAAGCCCAAAUGACAAUACAACAAUAGUUGAGAUGGACCCGGGAAGCCAUCGCACUUUUGACCUUAGUUACUUCACCCUUUUGCUCAAGAGAAGAGGUCUUUUCCAAUCCGAUGCUGCUUUAACCACAAACUCAUUUACACAGUCUUUUAUUGAGCAGCUGGUUCAAGGUUCAGUAGUCCCUGAUUUCUUUGUUGAGUUUGCCAAAUCCAUGGAGAAAAUGGGUCGGAUUAAUGUUAAAACUGGUUCUGAGGGUGAAAUUAGGAAGGUAUGUGCUUUGGUGAAUAGUUAGGAAUCCUAGUCACUGUCACUUUCUUAUGCGUCUGAUGUUCUGCAUUAUGUAAACCUAAAUUUAUUUGGGGAUUCUUCUUUCUUUUUUUUUUCUUUUUUUGGGUAAUAAUUUUAUUGGGAUGUCUUGUUAUUCAUAUGUCACAUGAAGAAUAACAAAUUAUAUUGAGCUGUGCUGUAAUUUGUAAUAAAAAUGUGUGAGUUUCUUAUGUGAAAAUAAUAUAUAUAUAUAUAUAUCAUAUAUAAU